AUGUCUGAGUUAGAUAAAGAAAUCAGUGAUUAUAACAUGAAGUUACAAAAAUUUGACACACUUGAUAAAUUCAAACAAUCGUAUAAAGAGAUGAGAGAGGAGCUGGAUAAAAGAGAAAAAGAGAUAAUCCAGACAAAGUGUUCCAAAAUGAAAAGAGACAUAAAAGACUUUGAAAAGGGAAAGAUAUUUACGUGGAAUGAUAAGCAGUCUAGACGAAGGCCACCCAAUAGUUUACCACCGUCAAAGAAUACACAUCAGUCAGAUUGUGAGUCUUCGGCGGUAGAAGACAGUGAUUCUGAGAAUAAUAUUAACAGACCCAGUAAACUGUCUAUAUUAGAGGACACAAUACACAUCGAUCAGCACCACAUCCUCCAGAAGAAUUUCCGCAAACCACAGAAGCUCAACACUCGUCUUGUCUUCUCAAGCUUCAGACAAGCAGUGGGGGGCAGGAGAGGGGCAGCACCAGGAUCAGAAGAUGCUCACUCAGGGCAGGAAGCACAUCAGGAAGCAGCUGCUAUGACAACAGGAGACAUGCUGGCAAUUAUCUUUGGCAUUCUCUUCAUGGUGACAGCUGUUGCAUUCUUUGUUUAUGUGAGAAGAAGCAAGAAACAGAGGUCAGGAUCUGAAAAUAAAUCAAAUGUUAUCUACAAAGCUGCAACAACAGAAGAGAACCUUGCAUAGAGACACAGGAGAGAGCAAUGUACACUAGAGACUGUGGGCAUACAAUAUAGAGUGAACUGCAGACCAUGGGCCAUAAAAUAUAGGGUGCACUGCAGACCAUGGGCCAUAACAUAUAGAGUGCACUGCUGACCAUGGACCAUAAGAUAUAGAGUGCACUGCUGACCAUGGCCCAUAACAAAUAGAGUGCACUGCAGACCAUGGGCCAUAACACAUAGAGUGCACUGCAGACCAUGGGCCAUAACAUAUAGAGUGUACUGCUGACCAUGGGCCAUAACAUAUAGAGUGCACUGUUGACUUUGGGCCAUAACAUAUAGAGUGAACUGCUGACCAUGGCCCAUAACAUAUAGAGUGCACUGCUGACCAUGGGCCAUAACAUAUAGAGUGUGCUGCUGACCAUGGGCCAUAACAUAUAGAGUGUGCUGCUGACCAUGGGCCAUAACAUAUAGAGUGCAUUGCUGACCAUGGACUAUAACAUAUAGAGUGCACUGCAGACCCUGGACCAUAAGAUAUAGAGUGCACUGCUGACCAUGAACUAUAACAUAUAGAGUGCAUUGCUGACCAUGGACUAUAACAUAUAGAGUGCACUGCAGACCAUGGACUAUAACAUAUAGAGUGCACUGCUGACCAUGAACCAUAAGAUAUAGAGUGCACUGCAGACCAUGGACCAUAACAUAUAGAGUGCUCUGCAGACCAUGAACUAUAACAUAUAGAGUGCUCUGCAGACCAUGAACUAUAAUAUAUAGUGUGCGCUGCAGACCACAGACCAUAACACGUAGAGUGCACUGCUGACCAUGGGCCAUAACAUAUAGAGUGCACUGCUGACCAUGGGCCAUAAUAUAUAGUGUGCGCUGCAGACCACAGACCAUAACAUGUAGAGUGCACUGCUAACCAUGGGCCAUAAUAUAUAGGCCUCUAGUUAUCAAGCUCCGGACGUACCUGCCAUCGCCGGCCCCAAUACACCCGGCUAAGCUCCCCUACCAUCGCCGCCGCAGACCUGAAUACGUUCGCCAAAGUUAUCAAAAAAGCUGUCAAAAAGCCGCGCACCAAGUAUGGGGCGAUGAGUAGUGGACUAUGAUAGUUAUCACUCAUCCGAUCUCGCUGCUCUUCGACUUUCUUACAGCUUUAUUGCUAAGCUGUCACUAAGCACUCACACUAACUAUACUGUUCUACCCCCUAUACCGGAGCCCCUCACAACUAAAUAAAGUUAUUAACCCCUAAUCCGCCGCUCCUAGACCCCGCCGCAACUAUAAUAAAUGUAUUAACCGCCGCCACCUACAUUAUACCUAUUAACCCCUAUCCUGCCCUCCCUAUACCGCCGCCACCUAUAAUAAAGUUAUUAACCCCUAUCCUGCGGAUCCCGGACCCCGCCGCAACUAAAUAAAUUGUUUAACCCCUAAACCGCUGCUCCCGGACCCCUCCGCCACCUAUAUUAAACUUAUUAACCCCUAAUCUGCCCCCCUACACCGUCCCCACCUAUAAUACAUUUAUUAACCCCUAAACCUAAGUCUAACACUAACCCUAA
This is a messenger RNA of Bombina bombina (fire-bellied toad), 2203 nucleotides long. RefSeq lists its product as uncharacterized. The record is from RefSeq and is a predicted model, not a curated record. NCBI's taxonomy places the organism in Eukaryota, Metazoa, Chordata, Amphibia, Anura, Bombinatoridae. The coding region runs from base 1 to 681 and encodes 226 amino acids. The transcript is spliced from 6 exons.